UCCCUUAUUGGGAAAUCGUCGUAAACUAAACAAGUGUUUUCAUCACGUUUUACCAUAAAAAUAGCAAUGUAAACCAAGAGAACUGUGCAGAUACUGACAGGAGAAGGUUUUGAUGUUGGGGUAGAACAUCUAGGUGAUUUGAAAACAUUCAGGAAGUUAUUAUUCGCAUGUUAGAAAAUAUGGCCAGCCAUGAUGGUCUACCUAGAGAGGGAAAGAAGGAAUCUCAUGGUAACAGUCGCAGCAAGAAGAAAACAUCCCAGCAACAAAAUGUCUACUCUCAUCUACCCAUGGACAGGAAAGCUAAAAACAAACUUGACCGCAGUGUGACAGAAGCAUCUCGACCCUGUGAGGAGCACUCAUUCCUAACUGAUGUUGCCGAUGUGAGGGAAAUGGAGCAGGGCCUGUUGGGAUUACUGGAAGACUUCCAUUCAGGGAAACUACGAGCCUUUGGUGGGGGUGCAACGUUCGAGAAGAUGGACCAGAUCCGGGAGCAGCAGGAGAAGUUGGCCCGACUCCACUUUGAGAUGGACAUCCAGCAGGACAUGCACAGGUUGAAUUCAGAUGAGGCGAGGACAACUGCUAAUGACAAUCUCUCCAAACUCAUUGACCAGCUUCAUGGACUCAGUACCUCCAUUCAAACUCUCCAGACUCAUGACACAAAUAGCGGGGCAGGAGCAGGAGCAGACGGCAAGUUCUGAUUGGUUAAGACACGAAGGAGGAGUGACAUACACUGCUUCUGAUUGGUCAGGACUCAAAUUGGAAGUAGACUAUGCUGUUUCUGAUUGGUUAACAGAAGUCAGGCAUCAAAUCAUUCCUGGAGUCUUGAUUAUGGUGUUUAUGAUAUGAAUCAGUAAUAAAUAUUGGUUGUGUCCUUAUGAGGAACUGAUUAGUUUAAUUAACUAGAUGAAUUCAAGCAUGUGAUGGAGUGAGAUCUGUUGAAAGUCCUGAUUAUUGAAACAAUCGGGGUUGACCUAGUCUGUUAUUGUUAAUUAUACAUGAUCUAUUUAUCAGACAAUAUUUGUGGUGUCAUUUGACUUGUUUUACAACAUUUUCUUAAAAAUGUUAAACUUAUUUAUUUGAUUCCAAAAUGUCUCUCAAGAUACACAUACAGAGUUCAGCUCAUCUGCUUUUAACCACUGCAUAAUUAACAGUGUAUAUAUUUCAGAGGGGACCUAAGCAAACAACACUAGUCAUAUGUUUACUGUAAGAAGCAUUGUAUCACAUUUUUGUAGCAAUGCUGUGCAAUGCCUGCUUUAAAGGUUCAGGACUGUUAUAUAUAUCGCGAUUAUCCAGUGUCUCCAUUCUAUCACAAUACAUAGCCAAGACCCGUUCGCCAUCAUUACUUCAUUUCAGAAGCUGCUCUGUUAUCAGUAAUUUAGUAAGUCCCCUACACAGAGAGUUGGAUUGCUAUUUUCACAUUGUGUCAUUCAAAUUGGGCUGAAAAGGAAACUAGCGAAUUGGUCAAGGGUAUUUGUCAGAAUAGAAAUUUAACGUCACAUCGGCAAUAUUUCAGCCCUAUCAUAACGAUUUAUUAGAAUUAAAAGGAGAUAUUAUACACUGGAUAAUUGAGGAUGUUCUGUAUUUGGCUGUGGCCAUACUAUAUCUAAGCACGUUGUGUAAAGGUUCCAAAGCAAUAAUUGUCAUAACCUCGAACACACAGUGAAAACAAUAUUUAUUACCAUAAAUAAAGACAUAGUCAUUGUUUUCAAUGUCGAGUUGUUAGGCAGAAUUAUUACUUGUUGAUAACUACAUAUUUCAUACCAGUAUAUUUAUGAGUUUUUCACAUUGGAAGUAUUGCCAACAAACACAGUCCAAAUCCAAUAUGUAAGAUAAAUGUUUGAAGAAGUCAACAUAAAUCAAUGCACAUGUUUUAUUUUGUUAGGCUAAAAAAAAAAAUAGUUUUAGUUCUCAGGCACCGCCUGCAUCAUCAGAAAGUCUGCUGCACAUUUCCUUUUUAUUUCCAUUUUCAAAAAACGUGAAAAAAUCCUUAUACUUAAAAACAAUGCGAUCCAAUAUAGCACACAGUUACUUCCCUUUACAUGCGCACUGCUUUACUGUGCAUCUUGUGUUAUGG
Messenger RNA from Haliotis rufescens (red abalone), 2074 nucleotides. Its product is annotated as coiled-coil domain-containing protein 28B-like. The coding region runs from base 168 to 698 and encodes 176 amino acids. The transcript is spliced from 7 exons. The record is from RefSeq and is a predicted model, not a curated record. Lineage: Eukaryota; Metazoa; Mollusca; Gastropoda; Lepetellida; Haliotidae.